AUGAACAAACGUCAUCAAGAUCUAGUCCGAGUGAAUAAAGAUCGCAACAUUCAAAAAUCGGCUCGGAGGGCCGCAUUAGAGGUUUCAAAUAAUGAGGUGACAACAGAAGACAUCGAUGCGACUAAUCAGCUUGAGCCUGUAAUUGGUAUAAAUGACAAACGGGACGAAGUCAACGAUGAUGGAAGCAGAUUGGACGAAGCCGAGGCGAUUCCACCGGGAACAUUUGGGGAACCUGACGGAGAAUCCGGCGAUGAGGAGGCCGAGCUGAGUUGGAUGGAGUUCGUUGAUGUGGCGGUUUAUCAAAUCAAUUCUGAGCCGGAGGAUCUCACUCUAGACUCGUCCAGCCCUCUUUAUCGUCGCCAAGAAGAGGAGAUCAAUAAGUUAGAACCCGAUAACUCAGCCUGGUACCCAUUCUUAAAUAGAGAGUCUUCCCCGCUGGGAAGCCUUGCGAAUAAUGCGAGCGAAGAUACGGACCCUGAUCAAUCGCACUAUAGUUGA
Molecule: messenger RNA, 498 nt
Organism: Puccinia graminis f. sp. tritici CRL 75-36-700-3
Lineage: Eukaryota; Fungi; Basidiomycota; Pucciniomycetes; Pucciniales; Pucciniaceae
Exons: 2
Coding region: 1-498 (165 amino acids)
Source: RefSeq, a predicted model, not a curated record